Messenger RNA from Strongyloides ratti, 624 nucleotides. Its product is annotated as Alkyl hydroperoxide reductase subunit C/ Thiol specific antioxidant domain and Thioredoxin-like fold domain and Peroxiredoxin, C-terminal domain and Peroxiredoxin, AhpC-type family-containing protein. The transcript has 3 exons. Gene Ontology annotation, biological process: cell redox homeostasis; cellular response to stress; removal of superoxide radicals. Gene Ontology annotation, cellular component: cytosol. Gene Ontology annotation, molecular function: thioredoxin peroxidase activity. NCBI's taxonomy places the organism in Eukaryota, Metazoa, Nematoda, Chromadorea, Rhabditida, Strongyloididae. The record is from RefSeq and is a predicted model, not a curated record. The coding region runs from base 1 to 624 and encodes 207 amino acids.
AUGUAUAGAGAACAUAGUAUAUAUAAUAUGUCAAAAACAAUUAUUGGUAAACCAGCACCAGAAUUUACAUUAGAAGGUGUUUUUGAGUAUGAUUUUAAAAUGAUAUCUUUAAAUGAUUAUAAAGGAAAGUAUGUUGUCUUGUUUUUUUAUCCAAAUGAUUUUACAUUCGUCUGCCCAACAGAAAUAAUAGCAUUUUCAGAAAGAAUUAAAGAAUUUGAGGAAAUAGAUACUGUUGUCUUGGCUUGUAGUUGUGAUUCAAAGUAUAGUCAUUUUGCCUGGUUAUCAAUGGCACGUAAAGAAGGUGGCCUCGGUGAAAUGAAUAUUCCUGUUUUAUCUGAUUUUACAAAAAAAGUUGCAAGAGACUAUGGUGUUUUAAAAGAAGAUGAAGGUUCAUCUUUUAGAGGAUUAUUCAUAAUAGAUCGUGAAGGAAUCUUAAGACAAAUAACAAUUAAUGAUAUGUCUGUUGGUAGAUCAGUUGAUGAAACUCUUCGAUUAGUUAAAGCCUUUCAAUUUACAGAUAAAUAUGGAGAGGUUUGUCCUGCCAACUGGAAACCAGGUGAUAAAACAAUUAAACCAACUAUUGCGGAUGGUAAACAAUUUUUCAAAGAACAAAAUGAACAAUAA